Messenger RNA from Cavenderia fasciculata, 4152 nucleotides. RefSeq lists its product as uncharacterized. Lineage: Eukaryota; Evosea; Eumycetozoa; Acytosteliales; Cavenderiaceae. The coding region runs from base 1 to 4152 and encodes 1383 amino acids. The transcript has 8 exons. The record is from RefSeq and is a predicted model, not a curated record.
AUGGCAUCAAACUUUCAAUUUAAACUAUCAGGUAUAUUUAUAGAACUAAAGAAUAAAGAAAGUAAAUCGAUAACUAUUCAAUGUGAAUUUGGUAAUUUAAAAAAGUUUGUUAGUAGGUCACCUGUUAGUAGUGUAUCGUCAUAUGACUUUCAAGAUGAAUUUGAAACUAUAUGUUUGUUGAAUAUCGAUCAACUGUCAAACACUAAACUCAAAUUUACAAUCUCUGAGAGUAAUACUGUGUUUGAUAGUAUCGUUGGUCAUGCUCAAAUCGAUCUAUUAACCAUUGCAACUGGUCCCAUUCAACAUUCUUUAGAUGUUGUCAAGAAUAAUAAUAAUAUUGGUAAUAUAACAUUUUGGGCAUUAUUAUCACAAAAGACAGAUGUAAAGAUAACAAUGAAAGAUGUGAUGGUAGAAUUUACAACCAAUAAUAAUAAUAUAUUGAUGGGUGGAAGAGCUGUGGCUGCUGGUGUAUCUUCAUUGUCAUACUUUUUAGUGUACUAUACAGACGAUGAAAAUAGCAAGAAUGAAGUACAACGUUCAAAAACUACAACUUUAAAUGAGGGAUCUUCAUCUUCCUCUUCCGCGUCGACGAUGACCACGCCAACACUUGGAUGGAAGAAAAUGAAUGAUCAUGUAAAUGUAAAGAAUGUGUCACCUUUGACACUAUGUGAAAUGAAUCUAUUGGUUAAAUUAAAAUCUACUCCAACAAGUACAACAAAGUCGGCGGUAGCGGCGGCAUCUGCAAUGGCACGUGAAGUAACUAUUGGAGAAUGUGAACUACCGCUUUCUGUACCUCUAUCAUUGGCAAAUCUAAAACGAUCGUCUAAAGAUUCAGCCACUGGUAAUGUAAGCGUACAGGUACGUGAACCAAUUACAAAGACUGGGUUACAUAUUGGCACCGUUUCAAUGACCGUUAUGAUUGAAAAUGUACCCAUCAUUGCUCAACAAAUUAGAAAUCUAAAUCGUGACAAGAAUAAUUCAAAUCCAUAUGCUGGAGUCAAUACGACAAGUACGAGUACAAAUACGACAAGUACUCGGGUUAGUGUUGGAAAGGAAAAGGUAAUUCCUCAAUUACUUAGAUUACCAUCAUCACAAUCAUUGGAGAAUUUAGCAUCACUUCUCAUUGGUGGAGGGGGUGCUACUAUACAUAUCAAUCCAAAUCAAUUACCACAAUGGAAAGAUGUACAAGGUGAUGAACAAGAUGAUGAUCAAGAACAACAAGAUACUCAACAACAACAAGAAAAGAAACCAACAAAGAAAAAGAAUUUUUUAAAACAAAAAUUAUUUAAAUCACCAAAGAAUAAUCAACAUCAUCAUCAUUUAGAGAGACAAGUUAGUGAAAAGAAUUUAUUUGAAAUUGUUAAAGCUGCAAGUAACAAUAUUCAAUUAUUCAAACAUGAAAAAUCAACAUUGGAUAAACAAUUUACACUUGAUCAUCCGAUUCACCCAACUCAACCAUCAGCCAAAAGAUCAACCUCUAAUAGUGUGGUCGAUAAUGAUGAUAAAUCGAUUGUAUUGAUAAAAAAUGAGCCAUUAAAUAAUAUAAAGGCAUAUGGAAUUAUUAGAGCUAUUUUAUGUUUAUAUUCAAACAAUACACCAAAGAAUGGAAUGAUGAUUGAUGAAAAGACAAUUGGACCAUGUUUACGGGACUCAUUUGGAAUUGGAGAGGAACAAUAUGUGGAAGUGUCAAAAAAGAUAUUGGAAUGUUCACCAAAACAAAUUACAGAGGCAGAGUUGUUGUUGCGGUAUGCUUGGAAGGAUAACCACCCCAUUUACAAGAGUGAAGGGUUCCGUGAUCCAACAAGUCACGAAAAAUGGAGACAAAUUGAAAUCAAUGAUAUUACAUCACUGUUGAAAGAAAAUUAUGCUGGUGAAAUUGGUGGGACAAUGACAACAAAAAAACAAUUGGAAGAAUCACCUCCAUCACAACAUCCAAGUGUAAAAGAUAUAUUUGGAUCGACACUUAAAAAGCAUACACUCAAUACUGCACCAAAAAAGAAAAAGGAUGGUACUUUGGCAUUGGCAGGUACCGAGAGUGACAUUCAUAUGGGAUACAAAGAAUUGGUUAAAGCAUUUGUACAGUAUACUCUGGGAGAACGUUACAAUAACCAUUGUAACAGUUUUCUUCCAAUGAAAGAAUCAAUCAUCCCAUCGAAACCAGAUCACAUUCAACUCAACAUACAACCAGAGUUGGCAUGGAUACUUAAAGAGUAUUGUCUGCUUUAUGGUAUUCGUGAUUUCUAUAGACAUUUGGUUGUUUUUGGUCUGUUGGUGAAACGAUUCGAUGAUACACCACAACAACUCAAUCUUCUCUAUAGUUGUUUUAUAAAGUUGGUAGAGACUAGGAAAACCAGUACCAAGAUGAUCACAAUGAAUGAAGAGAGAAAGUUUUAUAAAUUGUGUACUGCAUUGGUUGAACAACUCAAACAUCGUCUUUCCAACUAUCGUCUCUGUUACCGUGUUACAACCGACACUAACAUUCGUGCACAUAAACAACAAAGUAGUACCGGUCAAUUAAGUACUGUACUCAGACUAUUAGAUAAAAUCAUCAAAUCUCUAGAAUGGCAAGAUAGUUCAAUGCACUCUAUUAUUUCGGCAAGUUCAAUCGAUUCAAAUGAAAAAGAUUAUAAAACUCAUCGUUCCAAAUUUCAAGUCAUCCUUCAAUCCACCAAUCCUUUUUAUCAACAAGAAAAUUGUCUAGAAAUUUUCACUCUCUCCUUACAAGUUGCCGAUAUUUGUAAAUGGUUAAAAGAUGAUUUUAUUCAUUUUAAUUCAAUCUUUAAUAUGUAUCAAGGUAAAGAUGAAAUAUCAAUUUCACAUAUAGAAACAGUGAUUGAAACAUUUUCAAAAUUUAUUAGAUCAGAUUUAUCAAUCAUUUCAAACAAAUUUAUAAAUGUUGAUGUUAGAAAAAAUAUUAAAAUGGAAUCACCGGCUUGGUUGACUGGUAUACUUGUUGAAUUGGUUCCAAAUUUAAUUGAAUUUAAUAAUUUAACUUUUCAAUAUUGUAAAAAAAAAACAAUUCCACUUGAUCAAAAUUUAACAUUUUUUUGUGGUAGUUUUGUAUUAAAUUCUAUCAAUUUAUUGGAAAGAUAUAUUGAUUCAAUUAUGAGUAAACAAGAAUGGAAAGCAAAUGGAAAAGGAAUACUUCAUACAGCUGCGCCCAUUGAUUUAUUUAGUUAUAUUUGGCAAUGUUUUAAAUCAAUUCAAAUUGUUGAAGAUAAAAUGGGAUUUCCAAGUUUAUUAUUAAGAUCUUUUGGUGCUCAAUUAGAUAAAACAUUUUAUUUAUUUAUAAAAGGUUUGAGAUUAGAAUUAUUUUCAGAUUUAUCAAAAGAUCAUCAAUCAUUUUUAAUCAAUUCAAUUGAAGGAAAAGGAACCAAAAAAAUGAAUCAACUUUUAAAAGACAUGUCAAUGAACAAACCAAUCAUUCCAAAUCAAUCGAGAACAACUACAUUUAUCACUGAAAAGAUGUGUCUUCAAUUAAAUGAUAUUGAAGAAUCUAGAUGUCUAUUGGAUCAAUUUGAUUCUGAAAAUAAUAAUUUAUUUGGUGAUACAUUAUUAGAUGUAUUUAAAUAUUUAAAAUAUCAUUGGAGAUGUUUAAUUUGUUUUUUUGUUUAUAAAAUGGAUUAUCAAUUAAGACCAUUAGUUUGGAAUAUAGCAUUUGGAAGAGAUAAUACAAAGGGUGAUAUUGAUAAUUUGAUUGAAUUUUUAGAUAGACAUUUAAAAGUUGCCUAUUUAAAUCUUUAUCCAAGAUUAUUUAGUAAAUUAUUAAAAUAUUUAUUUAAAAUGAUUAUGUUUAAUUUUAUAGAAAUAUUAUUACCAAAAUCAUAUGAUAAAAAGAUUUGGACAUUAAAUACAAUUACCAAUUUAGAAUUAUUGGUAGAGAGUUUAAUUGGAAUAUUUCAUGUAGGAAAUGAAGGUUUAUCAAUCAAGACGUUGAGAAAGGAAAUGAGAAGAGUUGUAUCAAUCAUGGAACUAUUCUCAUUUAGUGUAGAACAACUAAAGAUUUAUUAUCGUAUGCUUAUAGAGUCUCAUAUUUUAAUGGAUAUUCAACCUUCACAUUCUGUCAAUGAUAUCAUAAAGGUUAUGGAAUAUUUUGAAAUCCCUCUUAAAAAAAUGAAAUUACCAAAACAUACAACUGUAAUUGUAAAAUAA